This is a messenger RNA of Carassius auratus (goldfish), 982 nucleotides long. RefSeq names its product FH1/FH2 domain-containing protein 3-like. The coding region runs from base 61 to 897 and encodes 278 amino acids. The record is from RefSeq and is a predicted model, not a curated record. Gene Ontology annotation, biological process: cortical actin cytoskeleton organization. The transcript is spliced from 7 exons. Gene Ontology annotation, molecular function: actin filament binding. Lineage: Eukaryota; Metazoa; Chordata; Actinopteri; Cypriniformes; Cyprinidae. Gene Ontology annotation, cellular component: cytoplasm; cytoskeleton.
CUGGACCACGACACACUGGAGAGAGAAAUCGCUGAGCCGCUCUUCCAUCUGAAGCUUGCCAUGGAGCAGCUGGCGGCCAAUCAGACGUUUCGCUGCAUACUUGCGACUGUGCUGGCCGUCGGUAACUUUCUGAACGGCUGUAAGGCCAAGGGCUUUGAGUUGAGUUACCUGGGCAAACUCUCUCAGGUGAGAGACACACACGGCCGCCAGCCUCUGCUUCAUCACGUUUGUGUGUUACUGCUCCAGCUUUACCCACAAUCCUCUGAUCUCUACUCCGACAUCACUGCGGUCACUAAAGCCAGCAAGUGUGACUACACACAAGUGCAGACGAAUCUCUCGCAGCUCGAAUCGCUUUGCAAAGCAUCCUGGGAUCAACUCCGACUACUUGAGAAGGAUGGGAAGAAGAAGAAAGGUGGAGGAAGGAAAGAGGAAGGUGGAGAAGAGGCGGCGCUCCAUCAGAGGCUCACACAGUUUCUGAAGGACUGUGAGGAGAGACUGAAGGUGCUCCGAGCCGUUCACCGCAGAGUCAUCAACAGAUUCCACUCGUUCCUGCUGUUCUUGGGUUAUUCGCGCAGCAUGGUGAGAGAAACGAGUGCGGAGGUAUUUUGUAAGACUGUCAGUGACUUCGCUCUGGAGUACAGAGCCACUCGCAGUGCUGUGCUUCAACAGAGGGAGAGAGAGAAGGAGAAGAAGAACAGCCAAAACACACCGAAACUCAGACCCAGACUCCAACAGAGCCCAGCUCACGAGAAUCAGGAGCAGGUGAAGCUUGAAGAGGUUUUGAAGACUCCUGAAUCACCGUCGACGUCGUCUUUCCACUUUGACUUCACUCUUCCACGACAACGCAGCAAGACGAGCGACAAGAAAGGUUGUCCCUCCCGAAAGCUGAAGUGGUGAUCUCCAGUCCUUAUCUCAGCAAAGAGUGUAGCUCACAGUUGACUCGUUAGCUUGUUAACUUUGAUUGUGGAAGCAAAACUUGAAA